Oryza brachyantha (malo sina) is the source of this 549-nucleotide messenger RNA. Its product is annotated as dirigent protein 1-like. Lineage: Eukaryota; Viridiplantae; Streptophyta; Magnoliopsida; Poales; Poaceae. The record is from RefSeq and is a predicted model, not a curated record. The transcript has a single exon. Bases 1 to 549 code for a protein of 182 amino acids.
AUGGCUUCCCCAUCUUUCUUCCUCUUCGGCUCCUCCCUCCUCCUCGCAGCCGCCGUGUUCUUCCGUCACCACGACGGUGCCACCACGCACCUCCACUUCUACAUGCACGACGGCUACACCGGCCCGCGCCCCACCGCCAUGCGCGUCGUGUCCGGCCGGUCCUUGCUCGAGGACGACGGCAACGCCACCGCCACAGCCACGUCGCCGCGGCAGUUCGGCGACAUCGUGGUGCUGAACAACGCGCUGACGGAGGGGCCGGGCGCCGGCAGCGCCCGCGUGGGCACGGCGCAGGGGUUCGGGGUGCGGGUGUCGGAGCGCGGCGUGGUGACGGACCUGAGCAUGCACAUGGUGAUGGAGGCCGGCGAGCACCGCGGCAGCUCGGUGGCGGUGAAGGGCCGCAUCGACGUGGGCGUCGCCGUGCGCGAGUCAGUGGUCGUCGGCGGCACCGGCCGAUUCCGGCUGGCGCGCGGGUACAUGGUCAGCAGGAGCUACGACUACAGCCUCGCCGGCGGCGGCGUCGUCGAGAUCGACGUCUACCUGCAGCACUAG